Monoraphidium neglectum is the source of this 522-nucleotide messenger RNA. RefSeq lists its product as hypothetical. The record is from RefSeq and is a predicted model, not a curated record. The coding region runs from base 1 to 522 and encodes 173 amino acids. Lineage: Eukaryota; Viridiplantae; Chlorophyta; Chlorophyceae; Sphaeropleales; Selenastraceae. The transcript has 3 exons.
AUGCGCGAGGGUGCGGCGAUGCGGCAGGCGGCGACGGCGGGCGGCGGCGGCGGCGGCGGCGCAGGGGCCGAGGCUUCAGCGGGAGGCGCCGGCGCGGCCGCAUCGCGGCGGCCUGUUGAGGCGGUCGUGCUGCAGUUUGCUGGCGACCACCUGCUGCUGUACAAUGGUGCCAUGGUGCACGGCUACGCCAUGCGGCCCGCGGCCAUCAACACAGCCUUCCAGCUCCUUGUCGGCACCGCGCCCUCCGCCGACGACCCCGCGCCCGCCGCCGGCGGCGCCGGCGUUUUGGCACGCGCGACCUCCUCGUCCCCUCGGCCCGAGGGCGCGCCGCGGGUGCCAGACCCCCUGGGGGCGGUGGUGGCGCUGGUGCGGGCGCUCUGGGAGUAUAUGCACGUGCACGCCCUCUGCCGCAAGCUGUCCAAGCCGUUCAAGGUGGCGUGCGCGCUGCGCAACGUGCUGCUGCUCGGGGACGUCCCGCUCUACGCCAGCAUCCUACUGCAAUGGCAGACUCCCCGUUUGUGA